CUAGUUCACUUCUUGGGAUGUCAGAGGAUGAUAUGGGCGAGUCUCUAAUAAAGGGAAUCACCUACCGAAAAGGUGAGAAGUUUUCAGUGCACAAGUCUGUCAAUCUGGCAAAUUAAGGGCGUGACAACUUGGCCAAGAUGCUGUACAGUCGUUUGUUUGGCUGGGUGGUGUUGAAAGUUAACAGCUGUUUGAGAGAUAAAGAUAAUGAACUAAGGGAUUACACAGGCCCAUCCCUUGGACUGCUUGAUGUGUUUGGAUUUGAAAAGUGUGAAAUUAAUGGUCUUCAGCAACUGUGUAUUAACACUGCAAAUGAACAGUUGAUGCAUUUUUACAACCAGCGUGUUUUUGCUUGGGAACAGGUAGAGCUCGAAUCUGAAGGCCUUAAGAGUCAAAAGAUAUCUUAUUAUGAUAACAAGAAAGUUGUUGACCUUUUGCUUAAUCCACCCCAAGGGUUGCUGCCAAUUUUGGAAGAUGAAAGCAAAACAUUGUCCACUGAUGCAGCUUUCGUUAAAAAAUGCAGCUCUGCUAAUCGGAAGCACUCCAAUUAUGAGAUGGCUAGAUUGCCUUAUCCUUCCUUCACCAUAAGGCAUUAUACUGCUGCUGUGACUUAUGUGGCACAGGGUUUCAUAAACAGUAACAGAGAAAUGCUGGAUCCAAGUCUUCUGAACUGCAUGCAAGGUAGCAGUAAUGAGUUCGUGGGUAAACUUUUUAGAGCUACCAUUUCAGGAACAGGUUCAUUAUCAGUACAUCAAGAAAGCGUGCAACACUUGACUGCUACAGAUUCUCGUCAGGCAGAAAGGGGUUUCCAUACAAUUGGAUCUCAGUUAAGAGUUUCUAUCGCUGAACUUAUGAAGAAAGUGUUGUCGUGUGAAGUGCAUUUUAUCAGGUGCAUUAAGCCAAACUCGUAUCAGUCCCCCGACCGCUUUGAUCCUGACACGGUUCUCGCUCAAGUGAGGGCGCUGGCUGUGGUUGAGACGAUACAGAUGAGGAAUCUUGGGUUUCCUGUUUGGUUCCCAUUUGAUGUCUUCAUCAAAAGGUUUGGCAUCCUGGUUGGUCUGCCCUCAAGUGCAUCCGUGAAAGACACGAAUCAGACAUGUCAGAAGAUGCUCCGACAGUUGGCAGGUCCUCAAGGUUGGAGACUGGGUAAAACUAAGGUGUUCUUGAAGUACUGGUGUUUGGAUAGGUUAUACACUCUCCUGCAUCGCUUCGACUCUAUGGCUGUCGUCAUACAAAAAGUUGUCAGAGGCUGGCUAGCAAGAUCCCUUUAUUCCAGGCUAAAACGGCUGAAAGUGGCGCAGGAAAAUAAUGUGAAAAGUUUCCUGAAUACGAUCGGUGAUCGAAGUGAGGCGAUAUUUCAACAUAACACCAACCAAGUGAGGGAAGAGGACUCCAAGCAAAAACAUAAACAAAACGAGUUGGCCAAUGUGAACAGACAGGCAUGGAGUCCAAACCUUCUCAACCAAAAGAGUCCAUCAACUUCCUCGCAAGCGUCAAGUUUCGAUUUCCCGGACACAGGCUCAGCACCGACUUCCCCUCGCCUCAGUCCUCCGCAGCGGAGCCUGUCUGACAUAUCUGAGGGUUCUAUCUCCGAUGUAUUCGGCCCAGACUCUCCUAUAUGUCCCGGUCCUGCGAAGUCGAGAGCUUCUGACUCAUCAGUGAGUUCUGUUUCCGAUGUAUUCGGCCCAGACUCUCCUACACGUCCGGGUCCUCCGAAGUCGAGAGCCUCUGACUUAUCACUGGGCUCUGUCUCCGAUAUAUUCGGCCCAGACUCUCCUACACGUCCCGGUCCUCCGAAGUCGAGAGCCUCUGACUUAUCACUGGGCUCUGUCUCCGAUAUAUUCGGCCCAGACUCUCCUACACGUCCCGGUCCUCCGAAGUCGAGAGCGUCUGAUUUGUCCAUUCUCUCCGUCGAAUCGCUGUUUUCAAAUGAAUCUGAAACGGAAUUCGAUGCUGCACCCCUGGUUUGGUGUAAAAUAACUUGCUUCGAAAGAGAAAUUCCACGAAGUGAGUUUUCCAUCGAUCGUCCAUCCAUCAUAAUCGAUGGCUCUAAUAACGCUUUUGACGUCACAAGGAUCGGCCUCGGAUCGUUACCACCGAGUUCUGACCCCAAGGUUACAAAACUGCGGAACUACGUUGGAAAGGGAGUGGAGAUUGUGAACGAUGAGCAAGGAAACGUAUGGGUGACUCGAGGAAGCAAGAACAAAAUUUUUGUGAAGGGUCAUUUCUUAUCCGAAGAAGUCUUCGCUUCAAAAGGUGUCCUGGAAAAAGAUGUCACUCUCAAAGUUUUUGACUGGGAAUCUUUCGCAAGCCUAGUUCGACAUCACUGUCUGGAGCCCAAGAAUUUUGAUUCUGAUAUCGAGGAGAGGAUCUUGUCGAGUACCUCGGUCUACUUCAGUUUUGUGGUAGAUGGCGAAGAUGACGUCAACACGCCAUGUUGGGCUCAGCUUGAUGUUUUGUCUGCCUUCAAUCAAGCUAAAGCUGCCUGUAAAUAUGCUCGUGAAAGAAAACUCCAAGAAAAGCAAAAGAAGCAGAAUUCACUGCCACCAAUUCUUCGUCCCAAGACGAAGAAAUCACGUGAGUUAGCUGCUGUAGCUCAUUUCCAAGAACAGAUUCGCCCCAGACGUUCCGUCGACACGGACAAAUACAACCGGAAGGCAUGGGCGCGAACGGAAGUCGCUAUGAAUCCUUUUCUUUAUGGUAAAAAGGAAAACCUUACAAUUAUGAAAGCGCUUCAGAAGGAGACUACUAAGGAAUCAAGAAAAAGCCUUGAUGCCGCUUUUCCCCAGUCCCCGUCGGCCGCAUUUGGCAACAGCAAUGACAUGACGGACGCGGGACCUGAGCAGAUCACUGUUGUGAUUGACAGGGUGGAUGAUGUUGGUGAACUGAUGAAUCAGGAGACAUAUACUACAACCACACAGAAGUCUGGUCGCGAAAAACCUGGCAAGAAAGUAUGGGCUAAGAAAAAGUUUGCCGAGGACAAAGCUGAGAAGGCAAAGAAAAGAUCCUCGUGAAAGUUCAAAUGAAGAAUAAUUUCAAGGGUUCCGGUUUAUUGUCAGGCGAAAGGGUAAAACAUUGCGUUUCAGGACUUUUUUACGACAUACAGGAGCUUGAAUAGUGUAAUGAUAUGUAGCCUCUCUUUGGUGCUGCGGCGCGUGCUGAGCAUCCCGGGAAAAAUAAGACCCCGUGACCCCCAUUCACGCUAGACCCCUUGGUGGGUAAACGCAAUACAUCUGACUGCAACAUAUUUUUAUAUCCGCUAUUAUUUAUCCGGACGUCAACGGCGUGGAAAAGGAGGAAACAUAAGGUGUAUUCUGUUUUCAUGAUUACACUCUUUGAAACGUUUUUGGCGUUACUGUUUUCAGUGAAAGUCUAAAGUAAUUCUCAGAUAUUUAAUAGGUACUGAAACUCGACAAUAGCUAGGUUUCCUUGAGGAAUAUCCGAAUCGCAUUCAAAGCUAAAAGCACAAAUGUGUGCAUUAGUUUUUUUUUUUCGACUAUAUUCUUAACCUUGUAUUCG
Stylophora pistillata is the source of this 3516-nucleotide messenger RNA. Its product is annotated as myosin-IIIb. Gene Ontology annotation, biological process: regulation of DNA-templated transcription; regulation of actin filament length; peptidyl-serine phosphorylation. The record is from RefSeq and is a predicted model, not a curated record. Gene Ontology annotation, cellular component: myosin complex. NCBI's taxonomy places the organism in Eukaryota, Metazoa, Cnidaria, Anthozoa, Scleractinia, Pocilloporidae. Gene Ontology annotation, molecular function: protein binding; ATP binding; protein serine/threonine kinase activity.